Molecule: messenger RNA, 2635 nt
Organism: Macrobrachium nipponense
Lineage: Eukaryota; Metazoa; Arthropoda; Malacostraca; Decapoda; Palaemonidae
Gene: sad
Product: cytochrome P450 315a1, mitochondrial-like
Exons: 6
Coding region: 186-1895 (569 amino acids)
Molecular function (GO): heme binding; monooxygenase activity; iron ion binding
Source: RefSeq, a predicted model, not a curated record
CUUCCAGACCAUCAAGAGAAGCAUUGCCGACGUGGGCAGGAGACGACGGUCAACCACGAGUCCUGAAGUGCGCUCUUUCCUCUCGCUCGCUCCAGUACGAACUUUUCGAAAACUCUUCGCCAUCUGUCUUAGAACAACACCUUUCUUCUGAAACUAUCAAAUCGCCGAGCACACUGAACGCCAACAUGUCAACUGCUGUUACAUCCUUGUUUCGACGUCAACUGCGCCGGGCAGGCAGCUACCUGAAGGUGCUGCAGCAGAGAAGACAGAGAGCCACUCUCGCCGCCCCUUUCGAGGACUUCCAGCCAACCCUCUCCCCGGGCGUCGUCAACGGACUCGCGUCUCCUAAAACCUAUAAGGAGAUGCCCUCGUCUCCUGGCAUGCCCAUCCUCGGUACCCUGCCGGAGUUCGUCGCCGCAGGAGGGGUACAGAACCAGCACAACUACAUCGCCAAAAGACACCAACAACUGGGCAGUGUCUUCAAGGAACGUUUGGCUGGGCAUGAGCUCGUGUACGUCUCCGACCCAAGUGUAGUGAGGGACGUGUUCGCCAACGAGGGCCAAUACCCAAAACAUUACAUUCCAGAGGCCUGGCUCCUGUAUAACGAAGACAGACAAGCUAACAGAGGACUCUUCUUUAUGGAGGGAGAAGAAUGGAAGACCAACCGCAGCAUCCUAAAUCGCCGACUGCUGCGUCCAGACUCCAUAAAACCCCACUUCGACAACUUCGGAGAGGUGAGCGACUCGCUGGUGCAACACUGGGCGACUUCCUACGCUGGGGGCGUCGUCACGAACCUGGAGAAGGAGCUUUAUCGCUGGGGAAUUGAAUCUUUGGGCGUGAUGGUUUUCGGUAACAGAUUAGGCUUCCUCAAUAACAAAAGGUCUCCAUCGGCCGCCUAUUCAGAAGAUAACAUGGAGAUGGAAAAAUUCAUCUCCGCCAUUCACGGCAUCUUCAAGGAGACGAGUGCCAUGGGCAUGUUCCCUCCAGGCUUAGCUAGGGCCCUGAAGCUACCCAUGUGGACCAGAUUUGCCGAGGCUGUGGAUCGGGCUUUAGAUAUUGGCCAAGAAAUGGUAAUGAAAGGUCUGCACGACUCUAAGACCCGCCUAGAGAAAGGAGGAUCUCCUAGCAGCCUCCUGGACCAGCUACUCAUUACGGAGAAACUAGAGGAAGAGAAUAUCGUGAGACUGUUGACAGAUCUCUUCCUCGCGGCAGCUGACACGACUUCACACACUGCCAUCUGGUCCCUCUACCUCCUCGGGCGCCACCCGGAAGUCGUGAGUCGACUCCGGCAGGAGAUCCACAAAGCCACAGGAAGCUCGGGGGUAGUCAAAGGAGAGCAUCUUUCUUCCAUGCCAUACCUCAAGGGCGUGGUCAAGGAGUCCCUGAGACUGUAUCCCGUAGCCCCGUUCCUGACCAGAGCCCUCGACAGAGAUACGGUGCUUGGAGAAUACUUGGUUCCCGGAGGGACGAUGGUGAUUCUCUCCGUGUACUCAACCGGGCGGGACCCGUCCUACUUCCCCAGCCCGGACACCUUUGCCCCGCAGAGGUGGAUCAGAGAGAGCGCAGGUGGUGUUCGUCCCCUGACCAGGCAUGCAGUUUCUUCGUCUUCUCCCCCGGCGUCCUCUGCUUCCUGUCCCUUCUCCGCAAAGAGGGGCAGUAGCAGCAACGCCUCCUCCGGAAAGCUGCACUCGUACGCCUUUAUCCCCUUCGGCAUAGGGGCCAGGUCUUGCAUCGGGAGGCGGAUCUCCGAGACGCAGCUGCACCUUAUGCUGGCCAAACUCGUCCAGAAUUUCGACAUUCACGCGCAGAACGAAGUCGAUAUGGUCAUGAGGAUGGUCGGAGUCACUUCACAGCCUCUCCAACUGGAGAUUAGUCCAAUUUCUAAAUGCAGAUAGACAGGAAAAGCAACAGCAGCAGCAACAACAACAACACUUCACAAUAACAACAACACUUGAAAUAAAUAACAAGUCUUGAACAGCGCUUCAGGGUGAGAAGUUCGCGAGAAAAAUCCUUCACAAAUAAAAAACAAGAAGUUACCAUAACAACAACUACACUUGAAAAAUAAUAAGUCUUGAAGAACACUUCAAGAAGAAGAGACUUGCAAGAUAAAUCCUUCACAAAUAUUAUUCACACUCCUUGAACGAGCCCAUUUCAGACGCAGGAAAGGCUGACGAGAAUAUAUGAACCAUCUUGAAGCUUAAGGCUUUUGAGAAACAUACCUUAUGUUCGCUCAUUAGUUAUUCCUGAACUCUGAAUUCCAAUGAUGUAUUCUCUGUAUGACCUUGACACUUAGUCUCGUGCUGAGAAGACAUUCGACUCUAAGUACCUGUUUAUAUUGUGAUCUCAUACAUCGGAAUCUUAUUAAAUGGAAUAAGGUUAAUGUAUAUUUUUUAGGUUACUUACCCCAUCAAUGAUGGCCAUUUUGUACAUAGAGUAAUAUUGAAAAAAAUCGUAUAUCACUGUUUAUUAUAAAAAACCAAGAUACAUACAUACAUAUAUAUAUAUAUAUAUAUAUAUAUAUAUAUAUAUAUAUAUAUAUAUAUAUAUAUAUUCACUGUUAAGCAUUGUACAUAGCCCCAAAACCUUCAUGUUCAUUGAAUGUUGAAAUUAUAUUGAAAGUAAAACCUUGACACAA